Molecule: messenger RNA, 2183 nt
Organism: Cantharellus anzutake
Lineage: Eukaryota; Fungi; Basidiomycota; Agaricomycetes; Cantharellales; Hydnaceae
Exons: 5
Coding region: 6-1760 (584 amino acids)
Source: RefSeq, a predicted model, not a curated record
CGCGCAUGGGUCCACAGGGUCAGCCAUUCAACCCGUGGGGCUUGAAGAGCUAUGAAGACGAUACUGGCCGAAAGCAUUCCUUCCGGUUCACUAGAAAUGGCCGCCCAAACACUCGGGAGGCAAGUGCGAGGGAGGUUCAUUUCUCCGUGAAAGCUUCUGCCGUGUACCUCUACGGUGCGCCAAAGCGGCAUUUAGAUAAACCUCUCAUCGCACAGCAGGAGGUGUGCGUCGGUGGAACUCAAUGCGGGAAAAUCGAAGCGGAGCGGGCGUAUUCGAAUGCUGAGCAAGGCGAGACCGUACUGAUCUGGUCCAUGGAGGGCCUCGAUCCUAGGAUCACUCAUUUCUUCAUCUUGAGGCUUAUUGAGGCAAGGGGUAUAGAUGACAGAACUAUGAGCUUACAUAGAAUCGAAUACGAGGCAGAACCCGUACAAAAAACUGUGUAUCCCCUUCCGCAAGGAGUUACGGUUUUGAAUAAGACCAUCAAAGAUACGGAUCAUGCUAUCGAGUAUCUUCCUCGACACUGCGAUUAUUUUGGUAACUGCAAAACCCCUUGGGAGUCAAGGAGCUUCAAUGUGAUCACUUGGGACAGGGAUGGUAGAAAUAAGAAAGUCGUAGAGGAGACUUUUGCGCUUGUCAAGACAGCAUUUGCGCCCUGGCAUUCUAAUGACGUUCCUCGUGCGGUCUUUAGGUUUACAGGCUCUGCGGUAUGCUUGUAUGGAGCUCCCAUCUCCCAGAUCGAUCAAGAGAUUCCCCACGCAGCCGAGGAGAUAUGCCUCGAUGGCGAAUGCGAAUACUUUGACUUACACCAGUCAUAUUUGAAUCCGAGAAUAGCAGGCUUCCUGGAGGAACAGGGAGGGAAAAAGCGUCCUGCUAUAUCCAAUCAAAUCGACUCUCAGCCUGAGUUUGGGUCCAUCAAAUCACAACUUGUUGGAGCGACCUCGGUCCGAUCCCCCAAUGUUGCUGACCGUUCGGUAUUCCUCUGGUCGAAGGAGGGCCUAAGGUACGAUGAAGAGCACGAGCUCAUCGUGCGAAUGAUCGACAGGAAUCCGAGCGGGGGCGGCAAGAUUUCUGCCAUUACAAUCGACUUCAUGACAUACACAACCGUUGAGGACCUCUCGUCGCCCUCGCCAUCUCACUCUUCCUUACCGUCAACAGUGCAUCCGUCACCCGAGUCCUCCGAAACGGUGCCUAUCCCCCAACCGUCCAACAUCGACACAAACCCCCAUCCCAAUCCACCAAGUUCUUCUGGUCCUGAUAGUGUCUACAAGACUCUAUUCUUCAUUAUGCUUUCCAUUUUCAUGGCCGCCGUCGGCGCUCUUGGGUACUGGUUCUACCAUAUGAGACGCGAUCAUCAGGACACCUUCUCCAGUCUUUUUGUCCCAUCGCAACCUCAAUCCCCACCACCUUCGGGCGGGCAUUCGGAGCGUACACAACUGCUUGGACCCGGCUCGCACCCUGGAUAUGCGCCACCUCUGCCGUAUUAUGGCAAUGCACUUGUCCCCGCUACUGAUGGGCGAGCCAUUUACUAUGGUUCAUCAAAUGCGUCCAAUCAUGAGACAAAUCGUCAAUUGCCAGUGCACUCCGUUAUACCCCAGCAGCCAUACCACUUGCCCUACAUUCCUGGAAUGCACCAACAACCGUAUUAUGUAGUUUUCGCGCCCCCUCAUUCCGGACAUGCCGCCUUUCCGGGACCUAGUCGUCCUUUGAGUACUGGCGUGGUAGACGAGGAAGAACCCAUGAAACCUUGGGAAUCUGAUUAAGCUAAUUCGAAGGAGAGACUGGUUACCAGCCCGCUCCACUCGUCGGAGUUUCCCAAGGCAUCAUCUGCGUUUCAGACACUAAAUAACAGAUCCGGAAAUCAUGACCCUCGAGCUGCUGGAUAGAUGAAUCCUCAUCCCUAGCAAUAGAUAGCCAGACAUCUCCAAGUCAUCUUCCUCUCUAGCACUGAUGUUUGUUUUUCAAAUUUGUACCACACAAUCCAUGUUUUCUUGUACACUAGUUUCUUCACACUGCGUACAUGUCAAUUCACGAUUUUCUGCAGCGACUACGAGUCUGUGCGACAUAUGCGGACUUGACUCGUUGCAAGCAGUCCCAACCCCAACUACACCCUUCACCAUGUAUGCCUGGGUGUUCAGAGCCGGCACAAUUAUAUCCCGUCCUCGGCAGAAAUGCAUGCGUACAGU